CCACGGAAGCCGCCAAACGGCCUUCACAGGUUACCUGCUAUUGUGCGGGAACCCUGCGCACCGACCAAUGGCAGUGCGCUUUACUGGGCGGGUAGCCAGCUGUAGCUGCGGCCAAUAGGCGAGAGACUUCUUGUUUCCUGGCAGAGCGGGGUCCUGGCACCGCGGCACUUCGGUUUUGUGUGGGUCCUGGGUGGAGGGCCGGGGUGCCGGGUGCCGGGGUGCCGCCUCGCUAGCGGGCGAGGGAGCGGGAGCAGCGGCCGGAGAGAGGACCAGCUUCCCACCCUCCAGUGUGUCUGUCUCGACCCCUCCCGUGCCUCCAAACCCCACCCUGCCCUGGACAGGCCAGCCAGUGUGAGGGUCUUCGAGAACCGAGGAGCCACCCCCUGCUUCCGAAAAGCGGGAUCCUACCGGCCCAGCUUUUCUAGGGGUGCUUAGGACACCCGUUGUCCACACCUACCAGGGUAGCUUUUGCACCGGCUCGUGUCUGCAGGGCGGGAAGAUGGAAACAGACCCAUGUCGUAAUUGGAACUGAGAUUCAGGGCAGCUCUCAGGGCCUGAGUAGGGCAAGAGGAUGCUUUCCCAGCCCCACCAUGGAGUUGCGCUGUGGGGGAUUGCUGUUCAGUUCUCGCUUUGAUUCAGGGAACCUAGCCCAUGUGGAGAAGGUGGAAACUGUGCCUAGCGAUGGGGAAGGAGUAGGAGGGGGUGCAUCAGCCCCCACUGGUGGCAUUGCUUCUUCCCCUGACUAUGAGUUCAACGUGUGGACCCGGCCAGAUUGUGCUGAAACAGAAUUUGAGAAUGGGAACAGGUCAUGGUUCUACUUUAGUGUCCGGGGAGGAACUCCAGGGAAACUCAUCAAGAUCAACAUUAUGAACAUGAACAAGCAAAGCAAGCUGUAUUCCCAGGGCAUGGCCCCUUUUGUGCGUACAUUGCCUUCCCGGCCACGCUGGGAACGCAUUAGAGACCGACCCACCUUUGAGAUGACAGAGACGCAGUUUGUGUUAUCCUUUGUUCACCGUUUCGUAGAGGGCCGGGCGGCCACCACCUUCUUUGCCUUCUGCUACCCCUUCUCCUACAGUGACUGCCAGAAUUUGCUAAACCAGCUAGACCAGCGCUUUCCAGAGAAUCACUCUACCCAUAGCAGUCCUCUGGAUACCAUUUAUUACCACCGGGAGCUUCUCUGCUAUUCUCUGGAUGGACUUCGUGUAGAUCUCCUAACAAUCACUUCCUGCCAUGGGCUUCGAGAAGAUCGGGAGCCCCGUCUAGAGCAGCUAUUUCCUGAUGCUCACACCCCUCGACCAUUCCGUUUCACAGGGAAAAGGAUAUUCUUCUUAAGCAGCAGGGUACACCCUGGGGAGACUCCAUCUAGCUUUGUCUUCAAUGGCUUUCUGGACUUCAUCCUUCGACCUGAUGACCCCCGAGCUCAGACCCUACGUCGCCUCUUUGUCUUUAAAUUGAUUCCCAUGUUAAACCCUGAUGGUGUGGUCCGGGGCCACUACCGCACAGACUCACGUGGAGUGAAUCUGAACCGUCAGUACCUGAAGCCUGAUGCCAUCUUGCACCCAGCCAUCUAUGGGGCUAAAGCUGUGCUUCUCUAUCAUCACGUGCAUUCUCGUCUGAACUCCAAGAAUCCCUCUAACCACCAGCCCAGUCUUCAUCCCUCUCCUGAUGCUCCCCUUUCUGACUUUGAGAAAGUCAAUAAUCUCCACAAUGAAGCUCACCUUGGGCAGUCACCUGAUGGGGAAAACCCUGAGACCUGGACUGAGACAGAGCCAGCAGAAGAAAAGACUGACACUGUGUGGAUUAUGCCACAGCAGUCACCCAAGUUUGAGGAGCCAGCCCCUGAUACCAUCCUCCCAAAAGACAGUGGUGUUGCUUACUAUGUAGACUUACAUGGACAUGCUUCCAAAAGGGGCUGCUUCAUGUAUGGAAACAGCUUUAGUGAUGAGAGCACCCAGGUGGAAAACAUGCUGUAUCCAAAGCUCAUCUCCUUGAAUUCAGCCCAUUUUGACUUCCAGGGCUGCAAUUUCUCAGAAAAGAACAUGUAUGCCCGAGACCGUAGAGAUGGCCAGUCCAAGGAGGGAAGUGGCCGCGUUGCAAUCUACAAAGCCUCAGGGAUAAUACACAGCUAUACACUUGAAUGCAACUACAACACUGGACGCUCAGUAAACAGCAUCCCUGCUGCCUGCCAUGACAAUGGGCGUGCCAGCCCCCCUCCCCCACCGGCUUUCCCUUCCAGAUACACUGUGGAACUAUUUGAGCAGGUGGGAAGAGCUAUGGCCAUCGCAGCUCUGGAUAUGGCAGAAUGUAAUCCAUGGCCCCGAAUUGUGUUGUCAGAACACAGCAGCCUCAGUAACCUUCGGGCCUGGAUGCUAAAACAUGUACGCAACAGCCGAGGCUUGAGCAGUACUGUGAAUGUGGGCAUGAACAAGAAGAGAGGUUCUCGAACACCUCCCAAAAGUAACAAUGGACUGCCCGUUUCCUGCUCUGAAAAUGCUUUGAGCCGGGCCCGAAGUUUUAGCACUGGCACAAGUGCUGGUGGUAGCAGCAGCAGCCAACAAAAUUCUCCACAGAUGAAGAACUCCCCCAGCUUUCCUUUUCAUGGCAGUCGGCCUGCAGGGCUGCCAGGCUUGGGCUCUAGCACCCAAAAGAUCAGCCAUCGGGUGCUGGGCCCUGUCAGAGAGCCCCGAUGCCAGGAUAGGAGACGGCGGCAGCAGCCACUGACCCAUCGCCCGACUACAAGCAGCCUGACCCCAUCCCCAACUCUUGCUAGUUCUAUCCCAGCUUCCUCACACAAUCUGGGCUCCUGCCUACUGCCCAAUUCACUCAGCUUAUCAGGGAACAGCUGCUCACUCUCAUCUUCAGGGGACAAGCCAGAGGCUGUGAUGGUGAUUGGGAAAGGUCUGCUAGGGACUGGUGCUCAGAUCCCCUGCAUUAGGACUCGUUUGCAGACUUGCCCGAGGAGAGUUUCCGCCAGGAGGGGUCCCGGAUUCCCCAGGCUAGGCCCAGGUUGGGCUGGAGCUCACCGUCGACUUGCAGAGGGAUGAGAGGCUCUUCAAGCCCCACAUCCCCUAUCCCCCAGACCAGAGAGAGCAGUGAGCUGGAGUCGGGACCCCGCUCUGCUACACCAGGGCUGCUUCAGGCUGGCCCCCCACGGCCCCGCUCUGCCCCUACCUUUUCUCCUAUUUCUCUAUCUGACUCCCCAUCCCGGAUUUGCUACAACAGGGGGCCCUUGAACCAACCUGAGGUUUGUUUUGUCCCUAAAUCUCCACCAUUCACUAUUUCUCCCAGGGUCUGAUAAUGCCUUUGCCUUCAUGCCCAGGAAAUAACCCUAAGGUAGGGGAACACAGUAAGAUGAUACGCUAGUCCCCUUUGACAACCAAAAGUCCUUGGGAUGUCAACCAUACUGUCCAAGGCUUUGCAGAACAUCACCUUGAGACAGAACAAUAGGGGGACCUUGCCACCCUUUCCCUCCCUCCACAGCACAAGAUUUUGGGACCACAAAAAAUAUAUAUAUUUUUGUAUUGGGGUGGGGAGUAGAAAAGAAAGCAGCCCCUAUAACUGGGCCCUAUUCAGUGGCAGCUUCUUGUUCCAUAGGGUUAAGGAAGACUUUGAGGAAAUAAAAGUUGUUUGGAAAAAUCCA
Nannospalax galili (Upper Galilee mountains blind mole rat) is the source of this 3640-nucleotide messenger RNA. It is a transcript of the gene Agbl5, whose product is annotated as ATP/GTP binding protein like 5. The record is from RefSeq and is a predicted model, not a curated record. Gene Ontology annotation, molecular function: metallocarboxypeptidase activity; zinc ion binding. Gene Ontology annotation, biological process: proteolysis; protein deglutamylation. Bases 591 to 3044 code for a protein of 817 amino acids. The transcript has 17 exons. Lineage: Eukaryota; Metazoa; Chordata; Mammalia; Rodentia; Spalacidae.